GGGGCGGCACAGGGGAGGGGUGGACGCCGCGGGGGCCGGAGCCGAGUAACGGGACCCGCGGCAGCAACUGCACAACCUUGUGCUGGUAUCCAGCGCUGCGCGGAGCCCAGAGCCGCAGGGGAGCCGGGCGGGACGCGAGCCAUGCCCUACCUGCUCAUCAGCACCCAGAUCCGCAUGGAGGUGGGCCCCACCAUGGUAGGCGAUGAGCACUCGGACCCGGAGCUGAUGCAGCAUCUGGGGGCCUCCAAGAGAAGCGUCCUGGGGAACAACUUCUGUGAAUACUAUGUCAACGACCCUCCUCGAAUAGUCUUGGACAAGCUGGAACGCAGGGGCUUCCGAGUGUUGAGCAUGACGGGGGUGGGCCAGACCCUGGUGUGGUGCCUGCAUAAGGAGUGACCUCCUCGCACUGAAUGCAGGUGGGGCUCCUCUUCUUUAGAAGCCGUGCUUCACGGACUGCCCACUCUCUCCCCCUAAAUUGUCAUCUUCAGCCAAGCACGGAUGGGCAGGGUUGGCAUUGCCCCAGUCAGGGUGUGGGGGGGCGGGGUUUACCCAGGUGUUACAUCUCCCUCAGCUGUAGGCCGCCCAUCGGGAGCGAACAGUCCAGUGGAGGACGGCCCAGGAUGGGCAGGCAGGUGCUGCAGGGCCUGUCCACGCCAAUAAAGGGCUCUGAUGAGUGGUUGUUCCUCUG
Molecule: messenger RNA, 688 nt
Organism: Cavia porcellus (domestic guinea pig)
Lineage: Eukaryota; Metazoa; Chordata; Mammalia; Rodentia; Caviidae
Gene: Gchfr
Product: GTP cyclohydrolase I feedback regulator
Exons: 3
Coding region: 142-396 (84 amino acids)
Biological process (GO): negative regulation of biosynthetic process
Cellular component (GO): nucleus; cytoplasm
Molecular function (GO): GTP cyclohydrolase binding
Source: RefSeq, a predicted model, not a curated record